ACUGUUAUUUCCUAAUUAUUAUUACUUCUUAUUUUAAUUUAGUUGUGUAUUGUGUAUUAUUAUUUUGGUUUUAAUUUAGUUCGUCCGGUUGGUGUUUCUGCUCUUGUUUGGCUAUGAGGGGUUUAAAAUUAUUUUAGGGUAGUUUCUGUCUGUACAGUUUUGUUACUUGCCUUGAUUUGUGUUUCAAUAAAAUUGUAGUGGUAGCAGUGAUUAGUAACAAAAACAACCCGAUAGUUCAGAGGUAACCAACCACAUUUGUACUCUCAUUGCAUGUUGGUGUCGUGUGAAAGCUUGCGAAAUCUCUGAAUGUCAUCCCAAUUGAGGUGAAUCGCUUUGGUAGUUCUGAGGACUUUUCCAACACAGUUUCUCAGUGACAUUUCUGCCAAGGUGUCAACAUCCGAAAAUUUGUUGUUAAGCAUCAACCAAUUAAAUGCAACAAGGUUAACUAACUUCAUUAUCUGAGUUGGCGAGAACUUGGCCUUCCGGUCUUCGCCUCAUCCUUUGGUUGCGGGACAACGGUCUUUCUCCUUAUUUUAGUCUGGCGCUCCAUGUUUGCAGGAUGACAAAUAUCUCCAAAAUGACGAUAGCCAGUCCAGUCACUGUAUAAACACUCGUUUUUGACAAUGAGGUCACGCUCUAGUGGAUUACAUAACAAAUCCAUGACUGUUCAGCUCAAGCGCGUUCCGGCUUAAUAAGGCGUUACGAGAGAUUUAGUAAGUAAUGCAGUUAGUAAAGCGAUAAGAAUUCAUCGUGAGUAAUGCGUAAGGGCUUACUAAAGUCUUACUAAGUGUUACUAAGAGCCACGUAAGUGAACGAUUUAUGAAGGCUUCGAGAAUACGGCCCCUACUUCUCAGAUCCAGUUAUUCCAUUGGAUAAUUGCAGUGACUGAAAGCUAUUGUACCUGUGCUUGUUUUGAUUGGUCUGAGGUCAACUCGGAAAACCAAUCAAAACACGGAUAUGGACAGCUUACUUUCAGUUGUCUGCAUGCCGUGUCCAAGUGUGUACUAUGUUUACAGCACAUGCAUGUGCAUGAUGUACAUUAUAUGUACAAGUUCAUGUACUUGCAUGUUAUGUUGGCAGAUAAUUUGACUAUGUAUCUCUAUGUGAAAUGAAUGUAGGUCAAAGGUGACGAUAAAAGCUGGCUGGAGGCCGUCAGAUGUUUAGGCUAAUGAUUACCCAGCCAGCCAGCCGUACAAACUGGCCACUUUGGAGCUAUUAUGGAAAUAUAAUUUUUUUGUUUAUGAACAAUAAAACAAUUUUUUUUAGUAAUUGUUUUGAAACCUUGCAUGGUGGAAAUCUCUAUAGAAAUGUUUGCAGUAACGCUCUCUGUCCUAACUCUAUACACCAUGUAAUGACUAUCUCUAAUGAGUUGGGGUGGUUCUGAAAAGAACCGUUGGUUUCAACUCAAAGUUUCGAUCAGUAUGUAGAAUUUCUAAUCGUUUUCGCACGACAAGUGCGAAUGCGCGGUAUUUUGUAUUACGUAACAGUGCUGACUAUAGUCUAUUUAGCUCACUAUUAAGCUCACUCUCGGUUCAACAGUCAGCCUAUACACACGUCCAAUUCCAACCAUUACACACUCGCAUUCCAUCUGCCACACCUUAGUUGACGUAACACUAUGAUGUCCGUAGAUGGUAAUCGGCCAAACCAAGGCAACCAGGAAAUCCUCCAGGCUAUCCAGGCACUAACCAACUCCCUUGACGUAAGAGUUGAAAGCGCCUGCAAGAAGCAGCAGCUCUCAGCAGACGUACCCACCUUUAAGAGAGAAGGUAAUAAGCAGCAGUACAACCACUGUGAGAAGGUUCUCUCACUAGUCGAACAGGCCGCACAGAGCAUCGACUCCAUCGACAUUGCCAAAGCCUGCCUAACCGACAUCAAAAAACUCGUAAAAGAACGGCAGAAGCUGAUUCGCAUCGCCGACCGAUCGGAGCUAGGUUGGGGUGUGGUGAAAGAGUACAUUGCGGACGACCUGGCGCAUCAAGCGUCGAAAAGCGGACCAAAAAGGCAGUGGGCAGCCGCAGCUAAGAGACCGGCGCCCAAAAAGAAACCAACCACUGGCAAAUAUGCACCACUUAUAUGUCUGCUUUUCCUACCAGGGCUCCUGCCGCUUUUCCUGCCCAACGACGACCAUUUUUUCGUCAAUACCGAAGCCUCCUCGACAACCGUUCCUGCUUCCAAUGCGGCUUUCACGGCCACGUUAGAUCAUCUUGCCCCUCCCUACAAGCUCUCCAGCGUCAACACGGACAACAAGGAUCAAGACCAACCGAUACCAGGAACGUCUAGAGAGUGCGAACACAGCCAGGGCCAUUCCGGGGCUCCCAAAGGAGUUAAAGUAAAACUCAAACCAUGUCUUCCUUUUUGGAAAAACGUUCUAAAAGCCAGCGAAUUUGUCGUUGGUGUGAUUGAAUCAGGCUAUAAGAUCCAAUUUGUUGUGAAUCCUCCCCCAUUUUAUGCAAAAAAUCAACAGAUCAAGUCUUGAUCACCCUGCAUUUGUAAAAGCUGCUAUUUCAGAACUCUUUCGAAAACAAUGCAUUACAGAAGUGGAUACAUUACCCCAUUGUUGUAACCCCCUUACCGUUGCAAAAGGAAAGAAACUUAGACUGGUCCUCGAUCUCCGCCACCCAAACCAAUUCAUAUUCAAAACAAAGUUCAAGUACGAAGACCUCAGGCACAUAUCACAUGUACUGGAUUAUGAUCAAUACUAUUUCAGUUUUGAUUUAUAAGUCCGGUUAUCAUCAUGUAGAUAUUUUCCCGCCACAACAAACUUAUUUAGGUUUCACUUGGCAAUUUGAGCAUGGCCCUAUGAGAUAUUUUGAAUUCUGCGUUUUACCUUUCGGCCUGUCAAGCGCAUGCUGCUUGUUCACUAGGCUCACAAGACCAUUAGUCUACCAUUGGCGGGCGCAAGGGAUUUGUUCAUCCAUGUGCAUCGACGAUGGUUUAAUUGUUUCCCCCAAUCUGCUUUCAGCAUUGCGUAAUUUAGUAAUUGUCAAAGAAUCAGUUAUCCUCAGCAGCUUUGUCCUCAGCAAAACAAAGUGCAUACGGCAACCACAAACUUCAAUCACUUACCUCGGCCUCAUCAUAGAUUCCAGCGCACUCGCAUUUUCGGUUCCAGCCGCUAAAAUUGCAAAGCUUCAAGCGAUUCUUCACGACACAUUAUUAGCUCAUCACCAUGCAAACCCAUUCAAUCCAGAUCGCUAGCACACGUCACAGGCAAACUAAUUUCCAUGAGCUUCGCCCUAGGCCCAGUUACCCACCUUAUGACACGCGCCAUGUAUCGCACUAUAGAGGGCAGAUAUUCCUGGUCAGAUUGCGUCCACAUUUCAUACCCCGUAGCCGCAGAGCUACAAUUUUGGCUAACCAAUCUUGACGCGUACAACACCCCAACAUUCCUGUGCUUAGCUCUGCGCAUUGAUCAUAGCCGUAACCCCAGACAAGUCUUGAAAGGUUUUUGCUGCUCAGAACUCGGCUAUUGCCAGAAGUGCAUAUAAUUAAUAUGCACAAUUUGGAACGUUUUUUAACAAAGGAUAUGGCCGAUUUGAGGCUUGUGAACGGCUAUUUGCCACUCAACCGGCAAUUUGUCGCCGGCCAAGUAUAUUAUUGACUAAUCAGUGUGCUAUUUGAUGUAUGCUGUUUUCGUUCAUUUUGCAACGCACCGUCACAUUACUUUACCCUUUCUUUGCCGUCCUCGUUAGCAAGGUUGACUAGCAACUUCACCAAAAGUUCACCAAAACCAAAUGUUUGAAUUUGUGAUUAUUGUGUUUGUUUUUUAUUUGUCCACUUGAGGUAGAAAUAGAAUAGAAAUAGACUUUCUGACGUAAGAAUGGAGGAAGAAAGCUCUUUCUCCAGAAGACGAUCAGAGCAUACUGAUCAAAACGUCGAGUUGAAACCAACGGUUUAUUUCAGAACCACUCCAACUCUUUAGACAUAGUCAUUACAUGGGGUUACUGCAAACCUUUCUAUUUAAUUGUUUGUCACGAUUUAUAUGUUUAAAUAAGGGAAUCAAUGUGUGGU
Molecule: messenger RNA, 4008 nt
Organism: Asterias rubens (European starfish)
Lineage: Eukaryota; Metazoa; Echinodermata; Asteroidea; Forcipulatida; Asteriidae
Exons: 1
Coding region: 1616-2476 (286 amino acids)
Source: RefSeq, a predicted model, not a curated record